UGGUACAGCUCCUUUGUCCACGAGGGCCAUUAUUGUCACGAGUUUGAGAAGCUAGACAUGAGUCUUUACCAAUACCAGGUCACAGAGAAAGACACUCUGGAGCUCAAAGAAAUACGACCUAUUCUGCAGCAGGUUGCUUUAUCGCUGCAACUCCUCAAGAGCCUGGGGAUAGCCCAUACCGACCUCAAACCGGAUAACAUUAUGUUCGUGGAUCACGUGCAUCAGCCACUGAGGGUGAAACUCAUCGAUUUCGGCACGGCCAAUUUGAUUUCGGAACGGUGCAAGGGCUCGGAACUUCAGACGCUCUGGUUCAGGUCUCCAGAGAUUCUUCUGGGUGCUUCCUUCAAUGAGGCGAUUGAUAUCUGGUCUCUCGGCUGUAUUGCAGCAGAGCUGUUCAUGGGCAAAGCGCUGUUCCCCAGCAGCGAUGAGUUUGAUAUGAUGAGACACAUACUUCGAGUCAUCGGCAAGCCACCCGAUCAUCUGCUGAAUACCGGAGUCUACACAAAGCAGUAUUUCCGACAUUACCUUGCCAAAAAUGGGAAAAAGACAGAGAACCUUUGGAUGUUUAAGUCGAAGCUUUAUAGUCCCUCUUGCAAACCCUGCACCCUAAACAGCCUGUAUGACCUUCUGGAGGGAUGCGAUGAACAGACGGGCGAAGAUGUGGACAGGAGGAGCUUCGUUGACUUGUUGGUGAAGAUGCUGCAGCUGGAUCCCGACGAAAGGAUCAAACCCAACCAGAUUCUUCAACAUCCCUUCAUUACCAUGAGCCACCUCCUCGGCAACUUCUACGACUGCCAAUAUGUUAAAUCCUGCUUGGAUCUCCUGGGCGGGCAUUUGAUUGAGGCCUCGUUGAACCAAGGAGACUUUCUGCCGUCGUCGUAGAGUGUGACGGACCACCAAGAC
Molecule: messenger RNA, 903 nt
Organism: Hippocampus zosterae (dwarf seahorse)
Lineage: Eukaryota; Metazoa; Chordata; Actinopteri; Syngnathiformes; Syngnathidae
Product: homeodomain-interacting protein kinase 2-like
Exons: 7
Coding region: 58-882 (274 amino acids)
Biological process (GO): peptidyl-serine phosphorylation; peptidyl-threonine phosphorylation
Cellular component (GO): nucleus; cytoplasm
Molecular function (GO): protein serine/threonine kinase activity; protein tyrosine kinase activity; ATP binding
Source: RefSeq, a predicted model, not a curated record